Molecule: messenger RNA, 2042 nt
Organism: Octopus bimaculoides (California two-spot octopus)
Lineage: Eukaryota; Metazoa; Mollusca; Cephalopoda; Octopoda; Octopodidae
Product: protein SDA1 homolog
Biological process (GO): ribosomal large subunit biogenesis; ribosomal large subunit export from nucleus
Cellular component (GO): nucleolus
Source: RefSeq, a predicted model, not a curated record
AUUUCCUUUAACACCGUAUACUUCCGACUGUUAGAUUCCUCGAGAUUCUACUGUUGUAAAUCGAAAUGUCGAGUCGGCACCACAACCAGUUACCAAAUAAUUUACCACAGUUACAGAAUUUGAUUAAACGAGAUCCACAAUCGUACUGUGAUGAGUUUUUGCAACAACACCAGCACUUCCUUUCAACUUUGGAAAUUUUUCAACUUAAACCCAGUCAGUACUCCAAAAGUUUGGAUGAAAUGAUCAUGUUUCUAGCACAGGUAGCACUUUGUUAUGCAGAGCAUCUGAUUGAUUUCCCCCAGCAACUUAAAGAACUUCUUUUGAGACAUUCUACGGUAUUGGACCCUACUAUAAGAAUGUCCCUUUGCCGUGCUCUGAUUCUUUUAAGGAAUAAAGGUUUGAUAUCAGGUGUAGAUCUGUUGCAACUGUUUUUCCAACUCUUCAUCUGCUCAGAUAAACUUCUUCGACAAACCCUUUAUUCGUAUGUUGUAUCAGAUAUUUACAAGGUAAAUGCCAAGCAUAAAAAUGGCAAAUUGAACAGGACUUUGCAAAAUUUCAUGUAUGACAUGCUGAAGGAUAGCAAUGCAAUCGCAGCUAAAAAGUCUCUGGAUGUUAUGGUUGAGCUGUAUCGAAGAAACACAUGGAAAGAUGCCAAAACAGUCAAUGUUAUCAGCACAGCUUGUUUCUCAAAAGUUACCAAGAUAAUGGUAGCUGCCUUGAAGUUCUUUUUGAGUAUUGACCCAACUAAUGACAGUGAGAGCGAGAGUGAGGAAGAGCCCCGACAAAAAGAUGUGACAAAGAUUCUGUUAUUUGCUGCCCAGGCUAGCCAUGAUCUUGUCCCUCCUGAUGUUAUAGAGAAUAUCAUUAAAACUAUUGCCUACAACUUCAUAACAGAAAGAAAUUCUGCUGAUGCCAUUGCUGUUGGUUUAAAUGCAGUGAAAGAGAUUAUUUCUCGUUGUCCAUUGGCAUUGACUGAAGAGCUUAUACAAGAUUUAGCUCAGUACAAGUCCAAUCGAGAAAGAGCUGUCUCCAUGGCAAGUCGAGGAUUAAUCCAAGUUGUGAAGCAGAUCAAUCCCAAUAUACUGCACAAGAAAGACAGAGGCCGAUUGACUGAAGCUAUGCAAGAAGCAGAACUGCCAUCCUAUGGAGACACUCAAGCCAAAAGUUACCUGCCAGGUGCAGAGGUUUUGCUUGAAGAAUUAGACAGUUCAAAAGUAACAGAAGAUGGCAAAACAGAUGCUAAGGGCAUGGCAGAAACGACUACAACAGAUGAGGGAAAAAAACAAACAGAAAAUAGUGAUGAUGAUGACGAUGGUGGUGAUGAUAAUGAUGACGAGGAGGAAGAAGCAGUUGAUGAUGAAGACAGUGACAAUGAUGGUUGGGAAAGUUGUAGUAGUGAAGGAAUUGAAGAUGAAAGUGGAGAAUGGGUUGAUAUGAAUGAAACGGCAAAAGAAGAAGACUCAACUAAAUCUGAGGUUCCAAAAGAAACCAAGACUAAACAGAAGAAAGUAAAAUAUUCAAAAACAAAGGUUUUGGUCAAGCAGGAACUGGAAGAGAAGAAACAAUCUGCUUUGCAAAUAUCAGAUCAAAGGAUUUUUACAGAGACCGACUUUGAGAAGAUCAACCAUGCUUUGGUGAAGAAGCAGUUGGAUCCUGUACAGAAACACAAGAGGAAGCGUGCUGAUGAAGCGCUUGAAAAAGAACUUGGUCCAAGAAAAGAAAUUCUUGAUCUCUCCUUGAUAGAGAUGAUUCAUAAGAAAAGAAAGCACGACAAAGAAGCUCGUCUAGCCACAGUGAAAGCUGGAAAGACCGAGAGAGAACAAUUUGGUAAAGCACGUCCGAAACGAAACCCCAAUGCCAGUUCAACUAACAAGGAAAAGAAGAGAAACAAGAACUUCAUGAUGGUUAAACACAAACUUUUAGGCAAGAAAAACAAGCGUUCUUUCAGGGAAAAACAGGUGGCUUUAAGAGAUGCUUUAUUGAAGAAACAGAGGACAAUGAGAAAAUAAAUGUCUAUAUUUUUAAUAAACAUAUAAAGAAAA